Suillus fuscotomentosus is the source of this 357-nucleotide messenger RNA. RefSeq lists its product as uncharacterized. The record is from RefSeq and is a predicted model, not a curated record. The transcript has 2 exons. The coding region runs from base 1 to 357 and encodes 118 amino acids. NCBI's taxonomy places the organism in Eukaryota, Fungi, Basidiomycota, Agaricomycetes, Boletales, Suillaceae.
AUGAACCUGCUUAUUAUUGACCGUUUAGCUGCUGUCAUUAUCUUCGAACACUCUUUCUAUAUUUUCGACAAGCGGCGCUAUCUUAAGGACCAGUGGCAGUCUGCUCCCUCUUUCCAUGUCGCCCUCGAGCAGUACAUAUCAUAUUCGCAUGCAGCUGCUGUCAGGAAAGCUGUGACCGUCGCCGUCCACACCUACCAGGGACACUCGUUUACUUGGAAAGUCAAGCCAUUGUUUGGACGCUUCCGGAUGGGAAAACAAUCUAUUCGUGACUCUCAAAAGAUGGAGUUGAUCGAGACGCUUAAAAUCGCUUUAGAGCAUCGCAUGCACCUCAAUAUUAAGCAACGUGACACAACGUAG